AAUUGAAAAACAAAUGGAAUUAAGUUACUCACAAAUGGUAUUCAUUAAUUUUUAUUUGAUGAUAAUUGAUGUGAAAGUAACUCACAUCAACAAAUAAAUAAUUAGUAUACACUACACCCUAGUGUAGGUACCAUAACCUACACCCCCUACAAAACGCAGCGUUUGCGUUUUUCCCCUACCCCCACAAACUACAGUAACUACCCCCACUCACUCCCACUAACCACAGUAAAUUAGAAAUAACUUCCCCUACCCCACAUAUAUAUUAUUAAAAAAAAAAAAAACUAUCCAUUUCAAAUUAUUCUCUCUCUAAAAACCAUCUUCUUCAUUUCUCUAGAAUUUCUCUCUCAUCAACACCGUCGAAUCGGAACGAAAUUCUCUUCAAAUUAUUGCAAAAUUGCUUCAAAACACUUCAUAAUUGCUUCAAAUGUCUGAUAUUCGAGAUGAAAUUAAACAAUCACAAAAAAAAGAUGCGAUUUUGCAAAAAACCACUACAGAGAAGAACAUGAAAGAAGAAACUGCAAAAUCGGAGCAAAAUGUAUCUAAAGAUAUGAUUUUGGAGAAGAAUACUUCAGAGACGAGUAAUUUGUUGAAAAUUUCUGAAGAAAUAGACGAUGAUGAUGAUGUACCUCUUCAGUCAAGAGUAGACAAAUUGAAAAAAAACCGCCAAAAUGAUCCAAUUGUAGAUCCGGAACUUUUAAAAGAUAUUGACAAGUCAAUUGGUACGGAUUUAACAAUGUCUCCACUACCAAGUGAACAAAGUGAGAACAUUCCUGCUACUAAUGCAACAACUAAGAGUGUGUCUGCUACACAUAACACAACUGACAAAGAGAGUAGGGAUGAAAGCAAGCAAGAAGAAGUUCAACCAAAAGUGCAAAGCAAUCCAGUAAAGAAUAGUCUUGGCCAAAAAAAGUACAAAGAAUCGACAAUCAGAAUUAUGAGAAAUCUCAAAAGAAUGGAAAAGGCAAGCAAGGAAAUCAGGAAAGGUGAAGCAAAAAAGAAAGAAAAAGGGCCAAUAGAAGAGAAAACUGUGGAAAAAGAAGGACAAGAAGGAAAAAAAGGGACUGAAAAAGAGAAAAGCCCUAAAGACAAAACUGUGGAAGAUGUCUUUCCAAAGACAACAAAUGUAGAAGAAGGACAAGAGGGAAAAAAAGAGCCUGAAAAGGAGAAAAUCCCUAAAGAGAAAACAGUGGAAGAUGAGUCUACAAAGACAACAGAUCCGAAAGCACAAAUUGCACCUGAUUUUGUUCAAAUUGAGGAUGAAACUUAUCUUCUAGAUCAAGAUGAUGAUAAAGUUUCCACAAAACUUAGUGAGGAGACAGCUCCAUCAUCACAAAAAAGUGAUCAGUCAACCAAAAUGAAAACAAGAUACAAAAUGGUUGCAAGGAAAAACAAAAACAAAAGCCUUGUUGUUGUGCCAAGUGGUAGAAUUACAAGGAGCCAAGAUGUUCUGUUAGAUGAAUCUGAAAAGGGAAGCCUGAAGAAGGAUGUUGAACCUGCUAAAGAAACCGCAAAAAUAGGACAGAAGAGAAGAAUGUCUACAAGGAAUUUUCCUAUUCAAAAGGAAGCUGAUGCACCACCUCCAGCACCUACUCCAAUAAAAAAAAUGGCAGGUGCUCCUGCUGAAUAUCCUCCAGACCAAGGCAAAAAGGGUGGGAAAAAGAAAACUCUAGAAGAAGUGAAGAAAACUUCUAAGGUUGCUGGCAAAAGAAAAGCAGAUGUCAGUCCUGCCAAGAGAAAUGCUGGAAAGAGAAAAAAAAUACAAGAAGUACCAUCAGAUGAACCCUCUCAAGAUCCUACUGAUGAAAGUUCUACUGACAGUGAUGAUGAUAGUGAAGAGUCAGUUUAUAGAGCAGAAGAAGAGCCUGUCAGUGAGGAUGAUUAUGAGGUGGAGGAAGAGGAGGAAGAGGAUGAAGUAAAGCCAAGGAAGAAACAGGCAAAGAAAGGGAAUUCAGUGAAGGCAAAGGUUGAAAAGGAGGAGCAAAAGAUGGUACUGUAUGAUGAAGGAAAGAUUGAAGGUAGGAGAAAAAAGAAAAUGAAAACUGAAAUGGUUCAAGCAAUAGAAACUGAUGAAGUUGAGGAAAUUCAGGAAGAUGAAUUUGAGGAAGAGAAAUCUUCAAAGAGAGGAGGACAUGUGAAGUUCAUUGCAUGGAUAAAAAAGAUGACACCUACCCAAAAACAACAAGUUGUUGAUAUAGGGUUAGGAUCACUUCUUGACAUUAGUUUACCUCAACUUGAUCAAAAGUUCUGUAACUGGUUAUUGGGAAGUUUUGAAGAAAAUAGCCAGUGUUUUGAACUACCAAAGAAUGAAAAAAUAGAAAUUGAGGUAGAGGAUGUUAGGGUAGUUUAUGGCUUGCCUACAGGAGAAAUUCCAAUUGUUGAGCCAAAGUCUGAUAAAAUUAGUGAGGAGUAUGCAGAAUUUCUGAAGAAAUGGAGAAAAUCAUGGUCAGGAAAAACUCCAUCAGUGAGUCAGAUUGUGAAUGGAUACAUAAAUGAUAAAUUCACCAACAACAUACCACCAAGUGAACAUUUCAUUACUAACUUUUUAGCAGUGGCUGUGAACUGCUUGAUGAAAUGUGUAUCAAACAAUCAAUGCCAUUUCAAAUUUCUUUAUUCUAUGAUGGACAAAGAAAACAUAAAAAAUUUGAACUGGUGUCAGUUUGUAUAUGACUCACUUAUCAAAUGUCAUGUUGAUUGGAGAAAGCAGCAAGGCAAGGGGUUCUACAAAGGCCCUCUUCAAUUUCUGAUGUUGUUCUAUUUUGAUAGAGUUCAGAGGUUAGACAAAAGGCCUCCAAGAAAAAUUCCUAUCAUAUCUGCAUGGAAUAGAGACAUGGUUCUUGAGAGGUUGAAGAUUGAAUUAGAAUUGGGAUUUGGGAGAGGGAAAAUUCUACCAAGGAUUGCUGCAGAAGUUGAAGAAAGUCCUAAGGUUUUUAUGGAUGAUUUUGUUUCCCUGGUAAAAACAACUUGUUCAAACCUGUCAAAGCUUUCUUCAAAAUUGGUGAAGGCAAAGGAUAUCUUCCCUGGAAAUGACUUGGUGAAAAAAGUUGAUGAAGUUUUAGGAAAGGUGGUAGCUAGGGAACCAUCAAUUCUAAGCCAAGAUGAAGAAUUCUUUGGCAGUGAGGAUUUCCUAAAUGCACUUGCACAAGCUGAGAAGAAUCUGAUGCAAGGGUCUGAAAAGCAAACAACUGAGAAGCAAAUGACUGGGAAGAAAUUAACCAAAAAGGGAAAGGAAAAAGAACAAGAAUAUGACAUCAGAAAAGCUUUCAGCUUGGGGUUGACUCCACCUUCUCCAGCCAUUGAAACAGGGCCCACCUUUUCAACACUUGGUGAUAUAAUUGAACAACCAAUAAUUUCAACAAAUGCUGAAGAAAAGGAUGUGGGUAAAACUUCAGCAGCUUCAGAACAAAGAAUUGAAGAAUUUUCUAGAACUGCAACUGGUUCAAAAUUUGAUGCUGACACUAGGUCAGAUAAUGAAGGAUUGCCUAGAACAGGAUCUGGUUCAGUGGUUGAUGCUGACCCUAGGUCAGAUGGUGGUGAAAAAAGUGAUGAUCCAAAAAACACAGUUGAAGGUGGAAAACAAAACAAGGAAGAUGGUGUUACAUAA
Messenger RNA from Chenopodium quinoa (quinoa), 3601 nucleotides. RefSeq lists its product as uncharacterized. The coding region runs from base 425 to 3601 and encodes 1058 amino acids. NCBI's taxonomy places the organism in Eukaryota, Viridiplantae, Streptophyta, Magnoliopsida, Caryophyllales, Amaranthaceae. The transcript is spliced from 22 exons. The record is from RefSeq and is a predicted model, not a curated record.